AUGCGGGCUGCCGCCGUUCUUAUCCUGCUCGCCGGCGCUGCGGUGCUCACUGCGGCCGGUGCUGCGCCUGCCGCCAGCGAGGCUGCGACUGCCCUCCCAGACGCCGCGGUCGCCGCCGCCACCGCAGCCACCAAGCUCGCCCACCAAACCCCCUCCCCUGGCGCUGACGACGCCGACGGCGACGACGAGCCCCUCUUCAUCUCCCCCGAGGAGGCGGCGCAGCAGAUCGCCGCCGCCGCAAACCCCGCUGCCUUCGCCGACCUCGACCUGCCGGCCCCCGCCCUGGUCAUCCACCAUGGGCCGGGGAACGUGCGCGUCGCCCGCGAGUUUGCGCCCGGCGGCUCGAAUGACAAGGCGGGCCGUGACGCCGCCGCGCAGCGCGUCCUCGCGCGCUUCAAGACCAAGAAGGGCGCUGUCACGACGGGCACCAGCCGCAAGUGCUCCUACCCCCUGAACCAGCUUUACUUCACAGAGGACUCAAACAAGACCAUCUCAAACCUAUGGCUGGGCUCCUACUCCUUCAACUCGUACACGUUCGGCAGCGGCAACGCCGGCCGCAACGGCCCCGGCAAGUUUGGCGCCGCCUGCCUCAGCCCGCCCCGCUGGGGCCCCGCCUUUGAGACCACCUCAAAGUGCUCCCUGGCGCCCCCGCCGUUCGCCAAGGGCAUGGCGCAGCUCGCGCUCUUCAACGUCUACCGGGACCGCCCCGGGGACCAGUUUGGCGCGAUGACCGUGGUGACGUCACUCAAGUACUACUACGGCAAGGCCGGCGGCGUGGAGCGCCAGGAGAUCGUCGCCCAGUACUGGAGCCCCACCCGCGGCUUCCUCACGUCGUUCGACAUCGCCACCGGCCGCCCCGUGACGGAGCUCUCCGGCAACCGCGCGGUGCACUUCAAGGCGCCCCCAGGGGCCGUGCUGGGGGAGCGGCUGACGACCGCCUGCAGCGUCGCCGGCCAGGACCGCAAGAACCCAAUCCGCAAGCUCAGCUCGGUGUCGCGCGCCUGCGCCAUCAAGCCCACGUGGUACCCCGACACCCGCACCUUCCCCAGCUCCAACCAGGCCGAGCUGUACGGCUACCAGUGCAAGUAA
Messenger RNA from Monoraphidium neglectum, 1089 nucleotides. RefSeq lists its product as hypothetical. NCBI's taxonomy places the organism in Eukaryota, Viridiplantae, Chlorophyta, Chlorophyceae, Sphaeropleales, Selenastraceae. Bases 1 to 1089 code for a protein of 362 amino acids. The transcript has 5 exons. The record is from RefSeq and is a predicted model, not a curated record.